AUGUUGAGAUAUCCGCUCAUCAGAACUGGCCCAGCCACCAGCAGAAACCUACAAGGCAUUAUAUCUCACUAUCCAUCGGUGUAUUCCUGUCCAGCUUGCCUCCAGUUCCGAGCUGUACAGUCCGCGCAAAACCCCUAUCAGUCUUCUGCGACCGCAGAAGAGGAAACCGACUUCGACCGAAAUAUCCUCAAUCCAGAACGAUAUGAGACUUGCAAAUGGGGCGCCGACGACGAAGUGGGUCGUCACAAGAUAUCCUACGAUCCGUCUAUGACCACCCCGGAAAGUGAGAUGACAGCCGAAGAGGAAGUAUUCAAACUUGAAGGUGAAUAUCAUAGUCCGCUCUAUGUCAGUCCUGCCAAUCGGGAAGUCAGUGAGCUGUUGGAUCCGAUGGUUGGGGGCGCUGUUCACUGUGCGGAUAGGUCGGGCCCAAGUGCAAGGGGCUGGACGAGGAAACAUAAGGAGAUUCAUAUUAAGAAUGUACCGGGAAGUCGGUACGAGCAAUAUCAGAAGAGUCUGGAGAAGUUGAGGUCGCAGAAAGCGAGUGCUGAGAAAGCUUAG
Aspergillus tanneri is the source of this 558-nucleotide messenger RNA. RefSeq lists its product as uncharacterized. The transcript has a single exon. The record is from RefSeq and is a predicted model, not a curated record. The coding region runs from base 1 to 558 and encodes 185 amino acids. NCBI's taxonomy places the organism in Eukaryota, Fungi, Ascomycota, Eurotiomycetes, Eurotiales, Aspergillaceae.